GAUUUUUGAUGUUUUCUUUCCAAUCGUUCUGUAAAUGCCGGUUCGAUUUUUGGUGAAAUUGCAACAAGUAUCAAAGUGUUUAGUGGCUUGAAACGGUGAUAAGUGGUUCCUUAGUAACCGGAAGUGAAAACAGUGCCAGAGAAAUCAUGCCAACGAUCAUCGCAGUGGAUGUUUCGCUGUCGAUGACGCGGCCAGUUCCGGUGGCGGCUUCCGGAGCUGGCCCGUGUGCUGAGGACGGGCUAACCUACCAUCAGUUGGCCGUGCAAGGGGUCCAUAGCAUUCUGGACUAUCUAGCCAAGCAUUCGCGGUUGGAAUUUGUGUCGCUGAUCGUGUACUCCUCGCUGUACGAGGUGAUCGUGGACUUCACCCGGGACUACGAAUCCAUCCAGCAGGCGCUGCACAAGAUCGAACACUAUGACAAAACCAGCCUGGAAAACGUGCUGGUGGCGGUGAACAAUAUGUCCAAGACCCACUGGGGCAGUCAGAACUACUGCCAGAUCAUAUUCAUUACCGACUGUGGGGUCGGUAUGGGACCAAGUUCGCUCAAGAACACCAUCAUCAAUCUGCAGAACUACAAAGCGCAGAGCAGCAGCGCCGGGGUGAAGGUUCCGCUGUCGGAGAACCAGUGGGUAGGAUUUUCCUACCCGAGCAAGCUGACCUUCAUGUGCUUGGGGAACCUGGCCGAUACGGCAUUCAAAUUUGGAUCCAAAUUGUAUCAGCAAUUACUGGACGUCAGCGGUCAGAACGGCCAGAUUUUCAUUCCCAAGUUGAAGAGUCUCUCGAUCGACGACCCCAUCGGUGACGAUGGAGACGAAUUCAACAAGCAGCUCAAUCGGAAGUGCGUUCAGGAAUUGUUUGAGAACAUGUGCGAGCAGAACUACAAGCAAUUUGAAGCGACCCUUCGUUGUGGGGGGUAUUUUCGGCUGGAAGGGGCCAUUAUCAUCUGGCCGGCACCCUUGCCCUACACAUCCAAGGACCUGUUCGGGUCGGAGACGACGAAGAUCAUUGCCAGAAAGUUGGAAGUUUGCGGUUUCAUCAGUCUGUCAGACAUUGGUUCGCCCAUGUCCGUUAGUCGACAUCUGAUUCUGCCGCGUAGCGACGGCGACAAGCGUAUCUCGGCCAAGGAUAGUAAUCUCAACUUGGAGGAAAAGUUGGAAAGCGAUAUCAAAGGGUUCUACGCCAAACCGGACGGUAGUGGUGGCGGUGGCGGUGGAGGUGACAAUGAUGACGACGGACCCUCCGUAGGUGAUGCAACACGGGAGUCGGUCUGCGUCCUGUUGCAUGGGGCUUUGAAAGUGGAGAAUAUGGCGGCUUUGGUGCUUCUCAACGAUAACUGGUAUGGCUUCAUUUAUUCCUACGCGGAUAGCAAGAAGAAGUCCAAUCUGAUGUUGAACGUGUUGCCUCCGGGGAACGACGUGGUACCGUGGUUGGGUGACUUCCGCAACCUGGGAAACCUGGACGAUGCCUUCCCAGGGGAGAAUCCAAGUUUCCCAAUCAAGGCGGAGAAAAGAAGCUACUCGCAGAACAUUGUGGUAUGGAUCCGGCAGGCAGGUUUGCAGUCGGACAUUCAGAAGGUGCUGCGACACGCAAAGAAGCUACCGGAGAAGACGCAGCAUUUCUACAAGGAGCUGAACCGAAUUCGGCGGGCUGCGCUGUCGCUCGGGUUCGUUGAGCUGCUGGAGGGACUGGCGCACAUCUUCGACAGGGAAGCGGCCACUUUGGGUGGCAGUGCCAGUCCGGAUAGUGGCAUACAGCUGAAGCAUGCGGCCAACGAGCUGAGGAAACCGUGCAAUCGGGAUCUGAAGGCGGUAAUACAGGCGUUGCCGACCAAGUAUAAUCAGAUCGCUUAA
Ochlerotatus camptorhynchus is the source of this 1850-nucleotide messenger RNA. RefSeq names its product integrator complex subunit 14 (gene IntS14). Lineage: Eukaryota; Metazoa; Arthropoda; Insecta; Diptera; Culicidae. The coding region runs from base 147 to 1850 and encodes 567 amino acids. Gene Ontology annotation, biological process: snRNA 3'-end processing. Gene Ontology annotation, cellular component: integrator complex. The transcript is spliced from 4 exons. The record is from RefSeq and is a predicted model, not a curated record.